UGGUACUUCGAAUUUGUAUAGCCAUGUUAUCAAUAUUCACAAAAUUAGCAUCUCAAGCAUUAUUGAUCCUGAAGAGUUAGCUGCUUUAUUUCCUCAGUCUGGUAAAUAUCUUCUUAGAGAAACAUUGGUUAAGUGGAUUGUAAAAGAUAGCCUUCCAUUUACUACCAUAGAAUCAGAAAGUUUUUAUAAACUAUUUAAAGUAAUUAGAAAGUUAGAAAGUAAUAUUACGAUUCCAUUUGCAAGAACAAUUAAAAGAGAUCUAUUAGAACAUUACUUG
Racocetra persica is the source of this 277-nucleotide messenger RNA. Lineage: Eukaryota; Fungi; Glomeromycota; Glomeromycetes; Diversisporales; Gigasporaceae. The record is from the annotation of a GenBank genome assembly.